Messenger RNA from Bactrocera latifrons, 905 nucleotides. RefSeq lists its product as uncharacterized. Bases 134 to 838 code for a protein of 234 amino acids. The transcript has 4 exons. Lineage: Eukaryota; Metazoa; Arthropoda; Insecta; Diptera; Tephritidae. The record is from RefSeq and is a predicted model, not a curated record.
CGCUGUGUUUAAGAGUCAUUUAAUUAGGCAGCAAGUUCAAUUAAAAACAAAAUUUUUAAACGACGAGUCAAAAGAUUGAUUUUCUAAUAUUAUCAUUUAACCAAUAUUUUUAACGCAUUAAUUGAGAGUAAAAAUGAAACCUGUGGUUAUUUUGAUAUCGCGGGGCGAGCAAAAGCCGGACAAAUUAGCUAGAAAUAUUAUUGUUAGCAACGGAAACUCUCUAAACAAACCUGUAACUAUGUCGUUUGGAUCAUGUACAUUUGCUACUUAUUUAUGUGAUCUGAAGACAAAAUAUUACGAAAACACCAUAGCUUUGUUACCUUAUGAAGGAGAUAUCCGUGAACUACCUGAAGAUCUUUUAUGUGCCACAGAAAUGUUGAUAGUCUACUUUGAUCCCGAUGAUAAAACUUUGAAAUCUCAUUUAAGUGAAUAUUGCAGUUUUUUAAAUAACAAUGACAUUGAGUUGGGAUUAUUACUGACUAGCAAACUCUACGAAGAUGUUAAACAAGGUCCGGCUUAUAGUUCAGUUAAAGAAAGUUGUAAAUUUCAAUUUGAUGUAAUUGAGUUAUCUAAUAACGACGAUAAUAGUGAGACAACGGGAUAUAAGGAAGUUGUUGAAGUAUUAAAGAAUAAUAUUUGGUCAAACGUCAUAGUACCAGGUGCCAACAUAGACGAACUUAAUGAUGAUCUAGAAGAACAGUUGGAAGGCUUCGAAAAUUUAAUAACGAGCAUACAAAAUUUUAGGAGAAUUUCGAGUGGAAUGCAAAGAGACCAAAGGCUUAAUGAGGCAGAAAAAUUAGCUGAUCUUUUUAUAAAAAUGAUGAACGAAGAUAAAUAAAGUGAUAUAUAUCUAUUGUAUUUUGAUUAAGUUAAAUACAUAAAUAUUUAGACUUUCAUGUUCUAUA